AUGACGCCCGUCAGGAGCAACAGCAAUAGCAAUAGCAACGCCGCCGCCGCUGGUCCAACGACCGCCUCGGUCUCCGGUUUUAAAGCCUUUUUAUGCUUUCAACCACUUAGCGGUGGUCCCUGCCCCGCCCCUACCAUCGUGCCGACCCCGGGCCGAACCAGCAAUCUCGGCCCCUUCUCACAGACCUGCCAAUCCGGCCGACUUCCUAGACAAGGAGAGGGAGACGGACACGCCUUCUUGGUCGCUGAAGGCGAGAGAGUUGAGGGAGAACCGCUUCGCACCCUUUUUAUACAUGGAAUCUGCACUACGUUAUCAAGAAUCUUCUCUCGAAGGUCUGCAGCGUGCUAUACAAGAACGCCUUCCCCCUUUUUCCCUCCUGCCCUCGUUUCCAUGAAAACUCCCAACUCCCGCCCGCAUAAGACCACGGAACUGUGCCCACUGGCACGGCGAUUAAUCAUCACCACCAUCACAACCCAAAAAACACUCCGGCUCCCAGCAUGA
This is a messenger RNA of Colletotrichum paranaense, 501 nucleotides long. RefSeq lists its product as uncharacterized. The transcript is spliced from 2 exons. Bases 1 to 501 code for a protein of 166 amino acids. NCBI's taxonomy places the organism in Eukaryota, Fungi, Ascomycota, Sordariomycetes, Glomerellales, Glomerellaceae. The record is from RefSeq and is a predicted model, not a curated record.